GCCCAAAUAACACUAGGCGACACGUCCCGCCCUACAGUUGUGGAGUCAGUACGCAUGCGCGAGUAGCGGCUGUGAGGAGCAAUGAAUAUGGCUGGGUGUAGGUUGAGAGCUGUAGCGGAACAACUGGGAGCUUUAUGGACUCGGAGCAGGUGUUCCGUGAGCGCAUAUAGUACUGCUGCUCAGCAGAGAAGUGCUGGAGACCAGACUACAGUUGAUGAUAGCACAAUGGACGACCGGCAGUCGUAUGCUGUGCGGGCGCUAGAAGAGAAAGCACUCAAACUGGAGGAGGAAGUUCGGGAUUUAUCUGAGCGCUACAGGAGAGCUCUGGCUGACUCUGAAAAUGUUAGGAAAAGAACUCAGAAAUUUGUAGAGGAUGCAAAACUAUUUGGUAUUCAGAGCUUUUGCCGGGACCUGGUGGAAGUGGCUGACAUCAUUGAGCAGGCAGUGGAGAAGGCCACAAAAGAAGGGAUAAGGGAUAUGUCGGCAGUUUUGUCCCAGCUGGAUGGGAAGCUACACGGUGUCUUCAUUAAGCAUGGACUUCAGAAAAUGAGCCCACUGGAAGGAGAAUAUGACCCGUAUGACCACGAAAUUGUUUGCCAUGUACCUGCUGAAGGGAGGAAGCCGGGCAGCAUAGCAAACAUUUCACUGGAUGGCUACAAACUGCAUGGCCGUACAAUUCGGCAUGCACAUGUUGCAAUAGCAGUGGAGACCCAUGAAUGACAGAUGCUUUGACUGCCAACAAACCCCACCUGUGUUUCCCAUAAAGACUCCUUAUUUAUUGAAUUAUUUUGAAAUGUAAUUCCAUUUUAUGUGCUCUGCUUAAUAACAUGCCCAGGGCUUCCUUAUUUCAUCCAGAAAAGAAAGAUCAGUCUACCCAUUACUUCAGGGCAGAUUUAUUAAAGGUCGAGGUGAAUUUUCGAAUGAAAAAAAAAUCGAAUUUCAAGUGAUUUUUUUGUGUACUUUGGCUAGGGAAUAGUCCAAAUUUGAUUAGAAUUUGAAGAAAAUUCGGAUAUCGAAAUUUAUCAUGUACCGUCGACCAAUUUGCCGUUUUAGCCUAUGGGGGACCUCCUAGAGCCUAUUUGGAAAAAAACCUCAAAUCGAAUUCCAUUGAAUGCGAUAUUGCUUCGAUUCGUACAAUUCGAAUUUGGCCAAAUACGGACCUAUUUGAUUGAAAACGGACCUAUUCGACCAAAAAAAAACUUCGACUUAAUUUUGGUUGUUCUUUUUGAAUUAUAAUUUCGAUGUUUUUGCAAUUUCGAAAUUUGACCCUUGAUAAAUAUGCCCUUUGGUGUACAGGGCUGAAACUGGGUGUGCGUUUAGGUUGCAGAGGGUACAAAUAUUUUUGUGUAAAAGUAUUUAUUGUUUUCUUGCUCUAAGAAAAGCAUAAAAUAGACUGCCUGAAUAAUAUAUAUGUAAAUAGUUCUAUUAUUACAGACUGUAAAUGAUGCAUAGUUUAGGCUAUUUUUGCAAUAUUUCUAAAUCUUUAUGUAAUGGUUCCUAUACCUUUUGCGGGGGGGGGGGGGGAUUUAAUGAUCCAGCUCUCCUGUUAUGUCCUCAACUUUUUUUUUUUUUUUUAGUAAAAAAAAGUUUGACCGGCUUAAUAAUAGCAGGCUCAAUUCUUUAAAGUUUAUGCAAUUGUCAUAGAAGGCAGUGGAGGAGGAUUUCAGUUAUGAUUUUGGAAUUUUAGGAGACAUGGACAUUAAAGGAGAAGUAAGGGCUAAAAUUAAGUAAACUUUAUUAGAAAGGUCUAAAUAAAUACACCAGUAAACCCUGGCAAUGCUGCUCUGAGUCCUCUGUCAAAAGAAACACUGCAUUUCUUUCCUUCUAUUGUGUACACAUGGGCUUCUGUAUCAGACUUCCUGUUACAACAUAAACCUCCAGGGCUAGGACUUGAGCAUGCUCGGUUUGCUCCGCUUUCCUUCUCCCCUUUCCCCCCUUCCUCCUGUAAUCUGAGCCCAGAGCUAUGAGUGAGCAGGGAGAGACUCGGGUAGGAAAUGAUGUGACAGCAAGCUAAUACGGCAGCUGCUAUUCUAAACAAACAGAGAGAGCUUCUAGAGUUGUUUACUCGUGUAUAGUAAGCAUUUUGCAGAAUAAAUAUAGUGCUAUAGCUUGCACUAUUGUGGCUAAUGUAGUGGCUACUUCAUUAGCUUUCCUUCUCCUUUAAUGUAGGGAUCUUUGGCAAGUGCAAGUGUAGGCUGGGUAGUAUUCAAAUCAAUGCUUUGUUGUAUAGGACUGCAUGAAGUAAUCCUCCAUGUGAAUGUUGCACAGACAGUGAAAUGUAUAUUGUGCUUGGAUCUACCCUGUACGUGAUAAUUAAUGGUUAGAUGCAUUUUGCCUUUAGGAUUUUGUGUAUACCCUGUACAACUGUAGAACACAUAUGCAGAGGAGUUCUGUUGUUUGUGAACAAUUAACUACACCCCACAAUAUUUCUAUUUAUGUAUGGGUAACACUCAGAAUAUACACAAUAUCAAGAGUGUAUAAUUUACCUUUCAGUAACUGGAUCUGGCAUUUUACUUAUUAUACAAACUCUAUUACACUUCUAAAAAAAAAAACCAUCGGG
Xenopus laevis (African clawed frog) is the source of this 2560-nucleotide messenger RNA. It is a transcript of the gene grpel2.S, whose product is annotated as GrpE like 2, mitochondrial S homeolog. Gene Ontology annotation, cellular component: PAM complex, Tim23 associated import motor. Gene Ontology annotation, biological process: protein import into mitochondrial matrix; protein folding. The coding region runs from base 82 to 720 and encodes 212 amino acids. NCBI's taxonomy places the organism in Eukaryota, Metazoa, Chordata, Amphibia, Anura, Pipidae. The transcript is spliced from 4 exons. The record is from RefSeq and is a predicted model, not a curated record. Gene Ontology annotation, molecular function: protein homodimerization activity; protein-folding chaperone binding; adenyl-nucleotide exchange factor activity.